AUGAAUCCUAUGACAAAUAUUAAAAAUGUUCUCAAGCUAAGUGAACGCGAAUUGUCAGGCAAUUCUAAAAGUUCUUGGCACGAUCAGUAUAAAAACAGCGCUUGGAUAUUUAUUGGUGGACUGCCUUAUGAUCUCACAGAAGGCGACAUUAUUUGUGUUUUUUCCCAGUAUGGAGAAAUUGUUAAUAUUAAUUUAGUAAGAGACAAAGCAACUGGAAAAUCGAGAGGGUUUGCAUUUAUCUGUUAUGAAGACCAAAGAUCAACUAUAUUAGCAGUUGAUAAUUUAAAUGGAAUUAAGAUAUUAGGAAGAACAAUAAGAGUUGACCACUGUGAACAAUAUAAAGCACCUAAUGCUGAAAUGUCAAAGUUGGAUGAAAUUACAGCUUCCAUCAGAACAGAAGGAUGUGCACCGAGUAUUCAGCAUCAACUUGUGACAGAUAUCAAAAAGGAAAAUAAGAAAAGGACACACAAAGAAAAGAAAAGUAAAAAGAAGAAGAAAAAGAAAAGUCGAAGUUCAGAUUCUGAGUCAUCUAGCAAAUAA
Molecule: messenger RNA, 540 nt
Organism: Pieris macdunnoughi
Lineage: Eukaryota; Metazoa; Arthropoda; Insecta; Lepidoptera; Pieridae
Source: the annotation of a GenBank genome assembly